GUUUAUUUUCAGCUUUGGAAGACCGAUCAGCUACUAACAAGUAUGGAUGCUAUAGCUAUUGGCAGACCACCGGAAGGCGGCGAAGAAAAAUUCUGGGAGCCCGAACAAUGUUGGCUACAUUGUGACCAAUCAGCUGAUCGCAUUGGGCUGCAUGGAUAUCAAGGCGCUGUCUACUUGGAGGAGUGUUGUGAUGACGAUUGGACCUUCGAGGUAGUAGAAGGAUCGCAUAACUAUUUUGCAGAGUUUAUGGAGCUCAUUCAAAAGCCAAGAUGCACUAAAGUGUCUAAGGAGAACUUGGAGUGGUUCUCAAAACGAGGUUGUCUGCGUAAACGGGUUGCAUGCCCCAAAGGUGGUUUGUUGCUCUGGGAUUCACGUCUGCUACAUGCAAACGCUCGUCCCGUCCGGGGUAGAAGUCACCCUGGCAGGUGGAGAUUUGUGAUUUUUGUCUGCAUGACCCCAGCAGCGUGGGCCACUCCUGUGGAUUUAGAGGCGAAAGUGAAAGCAUACAACAGUCUUAGCCUUACCGGUCACUGGCCCUCCAGCGGAAUUGUUACGUUCAGUUCAGAGCUCAAAGAGGGCAGCGUCCCUGAUCCUUGUCCGUUACAGAAGCUUCCCGAAGUAGCAACAACUGAUACCGCACGAAAGCUGGCUGGAGUUACACCUUACGAUGCCAUUGAAGAGGUGCCGUACAUUCCCAAGUUCGAUCAAUCAAAGUUGAGUCAGAUCAUGAAGUAGCCCCCUCUAUUCUCUGAUUAGGACCAGUAGCUGCCACUCUAUUCCUUUUUAGGACCAGUAGUGGCCAUUCUAUUCUCUUAUUAGGACCAGUAGCUGCCACUCUAUUCCUUUUUAGGACCAGUAGUGGCCAUUCUAUUUUCUUAUUAGGACCAGUAGUAGCCAUUCUAUUUUCUUAUUAGGACCAGUAGUAGCCAUUCUAUUUUCUUAUUAGGACCAGUAGUAGCCACUCUAUUUUCUUAUUAGGACCAGUAGUAGCCACUCUAUUCUCUUAUUAGGACCAGUAGUAGCCACUCUAUUCUCUUAUUUGGACCAGUAGUAGCCACUCUAUUCUCUUAUUAGGACCAGUAGUAGCCAUUCUAUUCUCUUAUUAGGACCAGUAGUAGCCACUCUAUUCUCUUAUUAGGACCAGUAGUAGCCACUCUAUUCCUUUUUAGGACCAGUAGUGGCCAUUCUAUUUUCUUAUUAGGACCAGUAGU
Molecule: messenger RNA, 1211 nt
Organism: Lymnaea stagnalis (great pond snail)
Lineage: Eukaryota; Metazoa; Mollusca; Gastropoda; Lymnaeidae
Source: the annotation of a GenBank genome assembly